CAACCUUAAUGUGUUUAUUCGAUGGUGGACUUUGAGGUUGUUUUUAUUCGUAAAACAAGUGAUUGGUUUCAAGCAAAGUUAUAAAUCGGUUAAAAUGGAAAGCCUGGAUACUCCUCAAAUCAUAACACACAUUGAGCACAACAUCAAUCACUCCAUAUUUGAUUGCAAAUGGAUUCCAUGCUCUGCAAAGUUUGUUGUUAUCGGUUGCAUACCCAAAGGACAUGGAACGAUUGAAAUCUUCGAGAUAACUGCAGGUGAAGUGAAAAAAAUAAAGGAGAUUGAAAGGCCAAACUCUUUUAAAUGUGGAACGUUCGGUGCGACCAGCGAUAUAGAGAGAAGAUUGGCUACAGGCGAUUUUAAGGGUACUUUAGAAAUAUGGGAUUUGGAGAAGAGCUGUCAAGUGUACAUUACGAAGGAGCACACAGACAUAAUAAACUCGAUAGAUGGCAUGGGUGGCAGCACAGUCGGCUGUGGGGCGCCAGAAAUUGUCACCGGCAGCAGAGAUGGCACAGUAAAAGUUUGGGAUCCGAGGCAGCGGGGCAAGCCCGUGGCAAACAUGCAGCCAGUGAAAGGAGAGGGUAAGCGGGACUGUUGGUCUGUCUGCUUCGGGAACUCAUUCAACGACUCGGAGCGGAUUGUCGUGGCCGGCUAUGAUAAUGGAGACCUCAAGAUGUUUGAUCUGAGGACCAUGUCGCUGAGAUGGGAAUGUAACUUGAAGAAUGGGGUAUGCCACGCAGAAUUUGACCGCAAAGACAUCCCCAUGAACAAACUCGUGGCGACCACGCUCGAGGGCAAGUUCCACGUGUUUGACGUGCGCACUCAGAAUCCUACCAAGGGAUUUGCGCAGGUAUUAGAAAAUUCAGUGAAAAGCGGCACCAUUUGGGUGGCGCGACAUCUGCCGCAGAACCGGGACCUAUUCGUGACGUGUUCCGGGAACGGGCAAGCGUCUCUCUGGAAAUACGAAUACCCAGAGCAGAGGUUCCGCAUGGACCAGCAAGGGGUCUCCGUCGGGGUCCCCGGGACCCUGAAGCGAUUACAACGCAUGGUCGUAAGCACCCAACCUAUUAACGCGCUGGAUUGGAACCGGGACCACCUUGGCCUGGCCGUGGCUACUGCCUACGACCAGUAUGUGAGGGUUAUUGUCACGACUAAGCUGAAUAUACAAUAAAGUAUUUAUU
Molecule: messenger RNA, 1178 nt
Organism: Cydia amplana
Lineage: Eukaryota; Metazoa; Arthropoda; Insecta; Lepidoptera; Tortricidae
Gene: Wdr92
Product: dynein axonemal assembly factor 10
Exons: 6
Coding region: 95-1168 (357 amino acids)
Molecular function (GO): ubiquitin binding
Source: RefSeq, a predicted model, not a curated record